This is a messenger RNA of Pararge aegeria (speckled wood butterfly), 1656 nucleotides long. RefSeq names its product juvenile hormone acid O-methyltransferase (gene jhamt). The transcript has 4 exons. The record is from RefSeq and is a predicted model, not a curated record. Lineage: Eukaryota; Metazoa; Arthropoda; Insecta; Lepidoptera; Nymphalidae. Gene Ontology annotation, molecular function: methyltransferase activity. The coding region runs from base 1 to 819 and encodes 272 amino acids.
AUGAACAAUGCCGAAUUGUAUCAAAAAAGUAAUACUUUACAGAAAAGGGAUGCUCUGCAGUGUCUGGAAGAAUAUGUGAAAAAAAUUAAAUGGAAAUACGAUGGUGAUAGAGUCAUUGAUAUAGGUUGCGGAGAUGGCAGUGUUACGAGUAGUAUACUGAAAAAGUUUCUUCCCUACAACUACAAGAAUCUUGUAGGCUGUGAUAUAAGCGAGAAAAUGGUGAAAUACGCUAUUGACCACCAUGCCACUGACCGUACCAACUUUUCUGUGCUCGAUAUUGAGGGAAUCUUGCCCGACGAGCUGCGAGAAAAUUUCGAUCACGCAUUUUCUUUCUACGCACUCCAUUGGAUAAAACACCAAGAGGCCGCAUUCACAAACAUCUACAGGCUGCUAGCGCAAGGAGGAGAUUGCUUACUUAUAUUUUUAGGCCACAUGCCGGUGUUCGACGUGUAUCGCAUUCUGGCGCGCAAUUCGAGGUGGAGCUACUGGCUGAAAGACGUAAAUCGAUUCGUCUCUCCCUAUCAUGACUCUCAGAAUCCCGAAAAAGAUAUCAAAAGGAUGAUGACUACAAUUGGAUUUACUGGUGUUGAAGUUCAUUGUGUAGAGAAGUCGUUCAUCUAUACAAGCGUAGAGGCCCUCAAAAAAGCUGUGAACGCAGUGAGCCCCUUCAAAAUACCAGCCGAAAUGCAGGACGGAUUCUUGGAAGACUAUGUAAAAAUAGUACGAGACAUGCAACUUAUCGAUCACGUUAACAAUAACAUCAAUCAUGUAAAUAUAAGAACAAACUAUAAUCUUCUCAUUGUCUAUGGCAAAAAGUAAUUUCUGGAUGCUUUAGAUCUGUACCUACCUCAUUAUAUGAGCACGUUCUAGUAGAGCUUUUGUGACAGAGCUUGUCGGGGGAGGUGCUACCAUCACGCUUAUUUCAGACAGAGAUGUAAUUACAUACACAUAUAGCUAAACACAUGCUCAACGCCUAAGGUUUAUGAACAGAAAGAGGGACUUUGUAGGUCGUGUUCCUUACAUGCCCUGCGAAAUGUUGCUUUAUUGUAAGGCGAUGUUUUUCCACCAUCCAUCAGUGGGCCUUAUACUUGGACCGUCAAUUAUUAUUAGGUACAAAAUGUCGUUAAAUCGUUGCGCCGAUCCCAGUUAUUGUAUCACUAACUCUCAGCUCUAAAUCCUUUUAUCCCAUGAGAGGGGAGCAAUUAAUAGGACAAGGAUGAUAAUACCCUCAUCCUGCUAAUAACAAUAAGUGACAAGUCAGAAAAAUCUUUCAUCCGAGAGUUAUCUUGGCGUGCGUUGUAUAAAGGUUAGGGGAGGAUAAGGUUUUAUGAGAUGGUUUCUCUUUAAAUGAUCUAAUAAAGACUUCUUAAAAAAACAGCAAAUCAAAGGAUCUACACCAAUAUAUCCAUGUCGCAUGCAUUCUACCCUACUUAACAGUCAUUAAUGACAAAAUAACUCUUCUGCUUGCCCUCUUGCUCUCCCUGCUAGAUUAUGUCGUCUUCAUCUACUAGGAAAAACAAGAAGGGCUUCAAGCAGAUCUUCAGUGCAUACCGAUGUAAUUUGGCUUCUAACCAGACAUUCGGGCAUGUUUUCUAUCCAUUUCUUUCACAAGCCUCCUAUAAUUGUAAGACAAUUUUAUCCCUUUGGAAGCCCACU